Molecule: messenger RNA, 454 nt
Organism: Anopheles nili
Lineage: Eukaryota; Metazoa; Arthropoda; Insecta; Diptera; Culicidae
Exons: 2
Coding region: 37-351 (104 amino acids)
Source: RefSeq, a predicted model, not a curated record
AGUACUUCGUUUCUCACGUUUUCAACUUGUAGAAACAUGGCUCAGGGGAAAUUGAAAGUAAAAUCAAAAGCUCCUCCCAACGUAAAGAAAGCAGCCAGCAAGAAAAAGGGAACAGCAUUCAACAAGCGCAAAAAUGCGCCGAUCCAAUCAAAAAAGCAUAAGUUUGAGGAAGCUCACAAACUUAAGCAGGUUAUUACCAGGACAGUGAACAAGAAGAACGAAGAGGAAAUGCGCAAGAUCGUAUACGAAGGACAGACUAACCUCAGCCAGGCGCAACUUGCCGUUCAGGAACAUCAUCGAAAGCAAGCACAAAAUACAUCAGCUUCAGAGGCUGGUUCUUCAAAGGGGUAAUGGAAUAUACAAAAACGCAUGGUGGUUAAGUAAGUGAGCUGUUUAUUGAUAUGCUUUGUUGUAUAUUGAUCGAUGUAUGAUAAGAAAUAAAUGAUCUAUACGA